AUGCAGAUCAGCGGCGUCAUCAAGUUCGGCGCGCCGAUGUACAACAAGGGCGACGCGCGCGGAUGCGCCAGGCUCUACCGUCAGACGGCGCUGUCCAUCGCGCGCGAUGCCUCGGUCACGUCCGAGGAGAUAAGGAGCUGCCUUCGGGACGCCGUCGCGAAAGCCGACGAGAUCGCGCGCAAAGCCGCCGAGGAGGACCCGAUGGGCGGCGAGGAAGACCAGCGGACGCAGGAACGCGUCGCGUGGGCGCUCCGACGCGGCCUCGACCGCGUCGUGGACCUCAUCAUGGACCCGCCCGUGGACGAACCCACCGUCUACCGCCCAUCCGACGAAAACGACACAGCUGGCGACGACGACGACGACGCCCCGGCCGAAGACGAAGCCGCGGCGCCGCGAACGCCCACGGUCGACGCCGAGACCGCCGCGCUCUUCGACUUUGCGAAGACGCCCGAUCUCGCGGGACGAUGGAGAUCGCUCAACGACGGCGUCAUGGGGGGCGUCAGCGACGGGAGGAUGCGCGCGGGAUCGGGAUCGGGCGAUCGCCACGCCGUGUUCGAGGGGACGGUCCGGCUGGAGAACAACGGCGGGUUCUCGUCCGUUCGCGCCUCGUUCGGGUCCGGGAUCGACCUCUCGCAGUUCCAGGGGUUCUACAUGGACGUCAGACCCGGGGACGAGGCGAGCGCGGGGAAGGAGUACCUGCUCAUCGUCAAGGACGACGAGUGCAUGACCACGCAGGUGAACUUCAAAGCCAAGUUUGGCACCGGGAAAAAGGGCGGAGGGAAAUGGGAGCGCGUCAAGGUUCCGUUCGCCGCGUUCGACAGACCGGAACGGAUGGGCAGGGCGGUGAUGCGCGGGGCGCUGAGGACCGAGGCGGUGUGCGAGGUGGGACUUAUGGUGCUCAAGGGGGAGGGGAACGUGGGGGCGUUUGCGCUCGACGUCCUCGAGUUGGGGUGCUUCAAAUGA
This is a messenger RNA of Micromonas commoda, 963 nucleotides long. RefSeq lists its product with no specific name. Gene Ontology annotation, biological process: NADH dehydrogenase complex assembly. The coding region runs from base 1 to 963 and encodes 320 amino acids. Lineage: Eukaryota; Viridiplantae; Chlorophyta; Mamiellophyceae; Mamiellales; Mamiellaceae. The transcript has a single exon. The record is from RefSeq and is a predicted model, not a curated record.